UGUGAAGGGGUUGAAAAAUUUGUGGAACACAUUUAAAAUGCAGAUCAUCUUAUGUUGUACAAUCCUCUUUAGUUUGAUAUUAAAUAUGUUGUGUACAGGUCAAGAAAACGAAGACUGGAACAUCACCUUUGACCCACCAGAAGUUACUGCAGUUUCAGGAGUAUGUGCUCUCAUUUCAUGCACCUUCACUUACCCAAAUACAGCAGAACCUAUUAAUUAUGUUAAGUGGUUUGCGUGUAAAAACGGUCAAUGUAAGGAUGAAAUCUUCAAGGCAAAAGCGAGUACAAAUACUGAAAACAAAUUGGGAGAGAAUGAGAGUAAAAAAGGACAGAUUGAGAUGCUUGAACCUGAUCUGACCAAAAACAACUGCAGCAUCAUCAUGAAAGACAUAAAGGCAGAAGAUCAAAUGGAAUAUUCAUUCAGAGUGGAGGGGUCACAUUCACAGAGAAACACAUAUAAACCCACACUCAAAAUCAUCAUUCAAGACAAGCCUAAAAUGAACAUUCCUCUUCUCAGUGAAGGAGAGGAGGCCAAUCUGACAUGUUCAGCUCCUUUUCCUUGUCCUGAAGCUCCUCCUGAAAUAACAUGGUGGAUCAGGACAAGAGGGGGACACAUCACUGAUCUAAAGGACAACAUCACUCUGACCACCUCCAAAAGCCUUUACCUCUCGACUUUGACCUUAACUCUGACCUCUGACCUGCACAAUGCCACUGCACGUGACGUGAGCUACGGAAGCAAAAACAUCAGUACAAGAAGGACCCUUGAAGUCAUGUAUGUAAAGACUCUUGAAAUUCUGGGUAAUGGCAAAGUGCAGGAAGGUGACACUCUCAGCCUGAGCUGCACUGUUGAGAGUCACCCACCGUCAUCUGACCCUGUAUGGAGUUUCAGCGGAACCACAGAUACAUUCAUGAACCAAACGUCUGCUGAAUCUUUAACGAUAACCAAUGUGACACAGGAGCAUGCUGGGGUUUACAUCUGUAUGAGGACAUAUAGGAACAAGACACUGAAUACAUACUUCACUAUCAAUGUAAAGACUCUUGAAAUUCUGGGUAAUGGCAAAGUGCAGGAAGGUGACACUCUCAGCCUGAGCUGCACUGUUGAGAGUCACCCACCGUCAUCUGACCCUGUAUGGAGUUUCAGCGGAACCACAGAUACAUUCAUGAACCAAACGUCUGCUGAAUCUUUAACGAUAACCAAUGUGACACAGGAGCAUGCUGGGGUUUACAUCUGUAUGAGGACAUAUAGGAACAAGACACUGAAUACAUACUUCACUAUCAGUGUCAUUCGUGAUACAAAUGAAUCGAAAGUGAACGAGUCCGUCGGUUCUGGAAGUGAAAACAUGCCACAGAAUGACACCAGAAAUAUUACAGGUGUAAAAGAAUUCUUUAAGAAUUUGGACAUCUCAAAGAUACUCACAUUCGUGGCGGGAAUGGCAUGUUCAGCGUUCAUCUUCUCAGUGGUUUUGUGUUGUUGGGUGUCUUGCCUCAGAGGCAAAAAACACAAAGUGCCAACUGCAAAUCCGGACACCGAAGUCAAUUUGGAGAUGGUGCAGACAGAUGUAGCUCAGACUGGAAGCAAUGAGGAAACACCUCUUCAUGUACAGCUUAAUGGUGGGAACCCACACAUGGCUGGACUGACAGACAGGGCAGAGGAGGAGGGGGCAGUCGGGAUGGAUGCAAAAGAGGUCGAUUAUGCCAGCAUCGACUACUCCCUUUUAAAGGACAGAAUGCCUGAGGAGGGAGAGAAAGAACCUACAGACACAGACUACGCUGAGAUCAAGAGGGACAAGAGAGGAGAUGGGAAGGAAAGGGAAGUCCUUCAGGAUGGAGAUGAUCAGAUUGAAACACAAGACCAGAUGGAGGGAGAGGAGGAAAUUUAUUCUAACUCACUGGAGUUGAAAAGUUAAGGAACUACACCCAACAAUAUUACAAUUUGUAAGAUCAUUUUUAAAGCCUAUGUUAAGUUCAGAUGCUUAAGAAGUGUAGAAUAUAUUAUUUUUGAGCUUUUAUGUGUCUAGCAUUAAUAGUUGAAAUUUCAUUAGAUUAUUCUCGAACAUGUGUUUAUUUUUUUUAAACUGUUUGAAAACAUUAUUUUUUUUGUUUGUAUUAAGGUCCUUGCACACCGAGUCCGAAAUUUUCAUAUGCGUUUUGUCAUUUUAUUUUAUUUUUUCGUAGGCUAUUCGUCAUCCUUUCCUAUCAAAACGCUUGCUAUGGAUGCCAAAACACAGAAAAUUUAACCUGAUCUGAUUUUUUUUAGUUUUUUUAUGACGGAUGAAAUUUUCGGAGGCAAUGUGUAAACGUAAUUGACACGUGAGGUCGUAUUUAUUUUUUUACGUGUGAAAAUUUCAGACUCGGUGUGCAAUGACCUUUUUAUUGUAUUUAAGGAAGUUUCCAAACUUUCUGAAACUGUUGCAAAUUAAUUUGAGUAAAUUAAAUAAAGUUUCUGAUAGUUACCUUCAGCUUCAUUGCUUUUAUUGGUACAAAAGUGUCAAAUUCAUAAAUAAUUCAGCAUUUAAUUUGUUUAUUGUUAUUUGUCAGCAUACAGUAUAGGGCUUUGGUGAUUUGGCAAUCAAGGAUAGUUUCUGAUUCUUCUUUCAAAUGACACUUGACCUAAAGUGACAUCUGCAGUUUUUGCAACUGACAUCUUGCAAAGCAAUGCUGUGUUGCAAUAAUUUCACAGAGUCACACAUAGGUCAUAACGCUUCAUCUACAAAACAAAUAUAACUAACUGUGAAGACGCAAGCAACACGAACAGCAUGAAUAAAGUCAGCAAGACCUGAAACAGUAAAUGUUUAAUUCACAUAUGCUGCGAUGCAUGUUGGCAACCCGCAAACUUUUAACAUAUUGACAGCAUUGUACUAUAUGACAUUGUAUGUUCAGACUUACUCCAUUUAAGGGAAUACUGUUGGUCUAACACUGAAAAGUAAUUCAAAUACUUGAGAUCUGUCUAAAAGGUGAUUCCUCAAGAACUGUAAAUCCCGUGCUCGUUGCUCCUCUGGGAUGACGUGUGUAUGAGCAGGAUUAGGUCUUGGAUAACAGGAUUAGAAUGUUCCACACACUACAGGGAAUUUUUAAAUAGCCUGUGAGAGUGUCAGUGUCUCAGUUGUCUUGUGUGGUUUGAUAUUUUCAACCAUUUUUCUGUGGUCCACCACACUUGCUGUCAUCCUGAAUGAUCUGAAAGAAGGUACGUGGUAGGAUGGAUGUAGUGAAAACCACAUCAAAGUUCUUAUUUUAUCUUCUCGUUGUUACGUUACUCCUACUUACAGUAACAAAUUAAGGUUCGUUGUUACUAUUUAUGGAAAGAAAUGUGUAAGUAACUUAUUCUCACCUUCAGUUUGCUAGUAGUAUUGUGCUUGACAUGCUGGUUUUGAAAUUCAAAAUAUAUUUCUUGCUCUAAACAUGUAUUUGACUGCCCAGUAUAUAACGUUUAAAUGCAACUAUCAUGACCCUGGAUAAAUACUGCUCUACUUGUAUAGUUAGAUUUUAUAUGUAUGUCUGUCUGUUGUAAAAUGUGAAAAUACAUGAAAUAAAAUAGUAAAAUAUUUUAUAAUAUAUAUAAUUCAUAUUUAAUUAUUUGCA
Onychostoma macrolepis is the source of this 3578-nucleotide messenger RNA. RefSeq names its product sialic acid-binding Ig-like lectin 16. Lineage: Eukaryota; Metazoa; Chordata; Actinopteri; Cypriniformes; Cyprinidae. The record is from RefSeq and is a predicted model, not a curated record.